CGGCUCCCACCCGCAGGCAUGGAGCAGCCCCCGGCCAGCGGCAGCGACAGCGACAGCGACAGCGGCAGUCGCAGCGCCCCGGAGACCCUGAGCGAGGUGGUGCGGGUGCACCUGCGGAAGCUGUGUCUGCACGAGUUUCCCUGCGGCAUAGGCAGCUGGAACAGGUCGCGUUUUCUUCCUCAAACAUGGCGAACCUGGAGGGAGCUGACUCCCAGGGAGGAGGAGACGGUGAGCCCAGGGGAGGAGACUGUGGAGGCCCUGCUGGGACUGGUGCGUAGUCCCCACUCACCCUGGGCUCUGGUGGAGGACUCCAGUGCUGAGGACCAUUUUCUGAGAGAACUGGCCAUCCAGAAUCCACUGAUGCUCAAAGACACCUUCUUGUACUCCUAUUUCCGGUCGCUGAGGAUGGUGGACAAGCAGGUGAGCCUGGUGGAUAAGGACCUCCUAAAAUUUGUAAACCUUGAGGAGCUGAUCCUAAGUGCCAAUAAAAUCAAGCAAGUCAAUGCUGCCAAUCUGCCCCCAACACUCAAGGUGCUGGAGCUGUAUGGCAACGAGAUCCGCAGCAUGGAGUGUCUGUGUGCUCACCCACCCCCUGGGCUCCAGCAUCUGGGGCUGGGCCACAACAAACUGCUGGGCCCCUUGGAGAGUCUCUAUGUCACCAACAACUACUGGCCCAACCUUGUCUCCCUGGAUCUGGGCUUCAAUGACCUGACAGACCUGCAGGGCAUGAUGGUCAGCCUCAGCACGCUCAGGCACCUGUGGCUGCUGGUGCUGCAGGGGAACCCGCUGGCCCUGGUGCCCUACUACCGAGGCUUCACCAUCGACAGCCUGACCCGGCUGUGCGUGCUGGAUGACAUCACUGUGUCUCCCAACGAGAAGCAUCAGUUCCAGGGAUUCAGCCUCAGUGGUGACUUCCUGGCACAAGAAGCACAGUUUGUGGUGUCCAUUGGAAACGUCAAGGGCGUUGUGGACACCUCUAUCUGGGACCCAGAGCCAGGCCCCGAAGGCCCUUUCAUCACCUACAACUAUUACGUGACCUACGACUUUGUGGAAGAGGAGCAAGGCGAGGGGAGCCAGUAUGGUGGCGUGCUGGCCAAGAUUGUCAGGCCCUCCAGCGCAGAACUUGUAGGCGAUGAGCUGCAGGGGGUGUCAGAGGUGCAGCUGUUGGAGGAGGCCAAUGAGUCCCAGGAGUCGGGGGCGACGGAGAUGGGAGAGUCAGAGUUGUCCUUCAUCUCAGGCCGCUCAGCCCUGCCAGUGCCCCUCUCCUCCAUCAACUCUGCAGAGGAGCUGGCAAAGCUGCGGCCACGGAUGGAUCCCCGGCUCUUCCCAUCCCCUGGGACCGUCCUCUUCAGCACCAACCACAAGCCCUGGGCUGAUGUCAUUUCCUACAACUAUGAGAUGCAGCACACCUUCAAGGACCUGGUGCCACUCAAGGCCUUCCUACUGUCGGGGACCACUGUGACUAUUGUGGAGGAGAAGAUCGUCUCCUGGGCUGUGGUGCCACUUCCUGUUGAAAUUCCCUUGCCUGCCAAGAAAGGAAAAGGGGAGAAAGACAAGAAGGAAACUGUUGGGAAAAAUAAGAAAGGGAAAGCGGAGAAGGAACCCCGCAAGGAACAGAAGGCACCCAAGAAAAAGAAAGAAAUUCCCAAGGAGCUCCGCCAGGAACCAUCUGUGCUGCGGGUGCUGGGUAGCGACUUGGUGGCCCUGGAGCCAUUGCUGGCAGGGGAGUCCCAGGUGUCCACUGUGUGCAAUUAUGGGGUCAUCCGCACCCUGGAGUCUGACAAGAUGAUAUUAACUAGGGAUUUAAAGAAGACCAAGAAAGGGGCCAAAAAGGAAAAGUCAAAACCGCAGAUGCCGAGCUUCGACAGCGACUACCAGCCGGAGCCGCUGACGGUGGAGGUCCAGAUCCAGCUGAAUCAGUACCGCACCGCGGAGGAGGCGCUCCGCUUCUAGGCGCCCGAGUAAAGGCUGUUCUGCGCA
Messenger RNA from Marmota monax (woodchuck), 1980 nucleotides. It is a transcript of the gene Lrrc43, whose product is annotated as leucine rich repeat containing 43. The transcript has 12 exons. Lineage: Eukaryota; Metazoa; Chordata; Mammalia; Rodentia; Sciuridae. The coding region runs from base 19 to 1953 and encodes 644 amino acids. The record is from RefSeq and is a predicted model, not a curated record.